Messenger RNA from Magnolia sinica, 3146 nucleotides. RefSeq names its product protein LNK2. Lineage: Eukaryota; Viridiplantae; Streptophyta; Magnoliopsida; Magnoliales; Magnoliaceae. Bases 257 to 2374 code for a protein of 705 amino acids. The record is from RefSeq and is a predicted model, not a curated record. The transcript has 8 exons. Gene Ontology annotation, biological process: regulation of DNA-templated transcription; circadian rhythm.
CACCACUCCAGACCCCUCUCUCUCUCUGCAAAACAUCAUCGAGAGAACGGAAAAAGGCAAAAAAGGAAAAAUCUGUUUUCGUAUUUUCACGAUUUUAGUGAUUUUGGGAUCUUCGUGUAAAUCUGGGCGUAGGGUUUUGGCGGGAAAAGCUUGCUUUUCAUAGUCUGUUUUGAUUCGGCCAUGUUUGGAUCGGAUCGCGAGCGGUCGUCAUCAGGUGGAGUGGGUUUUGGUGUGGAGAUCUGUAUCUGGUUCGGAGAUGUUUGAUUGGAACGAGGACGAGCUUGCAGAUAUCAUAUGGGGUGACGCAAAUGAGAGUGAUGACCAUAUUGUUCCCUAUCCCAAGGGGAGUGAAGAGACUCCGCUCUUUGCUUUUGGGGAUUACAGCAAGAAGCAAAACAAUCAAGAAACCAGCACUACUAUAAAACCUGCAGAGCAGAAAACAUCAGGAGCUAAAAAUGAUUUCCUUGGAAAUAAACUGGAGGCCAGUCCCUGUUUUGAUACAAAUGAGGAACUUUCAGCUCCAAGACUUGACAUGGAUCCAUGGCCUGCUUUGCCUUUGUCGAGCUCUGCAGAGCGUAAACAAAGUGCUGAUAUGAAUGGUCGGGAUUCCAUAGGCGCUGAAGUUUCUGAUGAUUUUCCUGUGGUGACGGAUUUAGAUUCGGUGUCAGGUCGACUACCUCCAGAUCCUCCAUUGUUUGGAAAUGAUUAUGAAGAUAAAGAGGGUGGCAGCUUUCUUGACUAUGGUUGGGCUAACAUUGGAAACUUUGAUGAUCUUGAUAGAAUCUUUAGAAAUGACUCCAUGCUUGGGCAUGAAAUGAUUGGCAACACAGAUGAGCUGUGGUCAUCUUCGACCAAUGCGAUCACGAGCCCAGCUCAAUCUUUUCCCUUUGCUGCAAGCUGUCCAAGUUCAGAUAGGUUAAGGGCUACGUCAGAGAAGUAUGAGGUCAAAUUGGAACUUCAGCCCUACCAAAACCAGUCUCUUGGCCAAGAAUGCAACAUAAAGAAUGAUGCCAAUGUACUACAAAUUAAAGAUGAGGCUGCUGGAUUGACAAGUAAACCUUCACUGGAAGAGAAGACAGAAGAUAGCACUGAGACAACUGCAGAAACAACAGCAUCUCAAUCCCAAGUUGUGAGUGAAAGUAGUGGGAUCCGCAACCACUUUGCUGACAAGGUGAAUAGGCAGAGAAAGAUAUUGAAGUGUCGAAAAAAAGUAGAAGAAAAGGGCAAAGCAAAAUCGACGCAGAAUAUGUGUGGUGUCUGGCCUCCUAGUACAAACCAGAUUCAACAAUUUGGAAACCCGAAAUUGCAUGCCUCCGCAGCAUCUACUCUGCAAACUUUUCCAUCUUCAGUCCUUGGUCCACAAAGGCACCUUGGAGGGCCUGAGUCUUUGAGAUAUGUACACAACUCCAGUCCAUUUAUGCACACAACAUAUGGAUAUCCUACACAUCACUUUCCUGUCAUGCCAAUGCUACCACAAAGUCGUCCCGAGAGGGACCAGAGCCAAAUGGUUGUUGCUGAUUAUAAAGUUUCUACAGAUUCACCAAGGCUUGCGUCUCAGCAGCAGAAGUUACCGGAUGUUUCCUCAAGGCCUUUGUCUAUGACACCUCAGGAAAAGAUAGAAAAAUUACGACGGCGUCAACAAAUGCAGGCACUGCUUGCCAUUCAGCACCAACAACAGCAAUUUGGACAGCAGAUCAGUUCUUCCGAUCAUUCUGUUGGUCAAAAGUGCUCUCAAGAGAAUCAAGGUCAAGAUGCUAUUGCAGGUGAUAUUAAAGUUGAAGAAAAAUCGUUAGAGAUGAAUUUUCCAAUGGAACAAGAUGACUCCACUAAGAUAUCAAUGUUGGCCAAUGAACAAUCGCUAGAGGAAACCAUAUUUGAUCAGCUUCAAGAUGCCAUAGGAAAGUUGGAUAUUAGAAUGAGACUGUGUGUCCGAGAUAGUUUGUUUCGUUUAGCUAGAAGUGCGAUGCAAAGGAAUAACAUUAGCGAUACAAGCAGUACCAACAAAUGUAGCAGAGAUGAAAAUGAAGUUCUUGCAAAUGAAGAAACCAACAGUCAUGACAGGUCUGCACAGCUGCCGGAUGUGGAAACAGAUACCAACCGCAUAGACCGGACUGUGGCUCAUUUGCUCUUUCACAGGCCAUCAGAACCUGGUGCAAGGCCCGUCAAAGAUGAAAUCCCUGAAUCGCCCAAUUCCAGUAAUCCCGAAAGCUUCCCAGUCCAACCCAAAGCAGAAGACUGGGCGAAGCUGCCUGCAGUAUGUGUAUCUGAUAGCUUGACUGAUAAACAAAGCCACUCUUACUAUGAAUCUCAAACGCCAACACCUCAUAUUCCUGCGGAUGCCCAAAAUGAAAAUCCGCUCCCAAACAAUCUUUGAAAACUUGAGGGUAUGAAUUUCCGUGCCUCACUGUGAAUAAAGAACAUUUCAUGGGUUCCUUUUCUCUGAACCCAGCCAAGGCUUCUUGCAAAAGUAAGACUGUUGAUCCUACUCACAGGUGCCAACGUCGCAUCAUGUGCAAGAUCUGGUCUAUUCAUCAGGUGGGCCCCACCGUGUAUCUAUUGUGGCCCAAAAUCGCAGGUCCGAUCAUCAUCUGGGUGCAUGUCUAAGUUGACUUUUGGACCUUAACAGUCAUUUUCUUCUAACCAUCCAACUCUGCAUGUGUGGACCUGGCGACCGGACCAACCCAAUUUUCAGGCCACUUACACAUACAUGGUGUGGCCACCUGAUAAACAACCCGGAUCCUACGCACAAAUGUGCCAACAUUAUGAGAGGGGCAAUCGAGUCCUACCCUUGCAUUUCUCUUUCUUUGCGUUUUUUCCAUUUAUGUAUAUGGCUGUACAGAUUUACUGUUAAUGAGCUGGUUUUCCUUCUAGCUGUCAGCAAACUGGAUCUUGAUGGAUGUUUGGAGGUUCUAGCAUCGCGCCUAGAAAAUGAAUAGCUAAGUUUCCGAGAUGGAAGUGAUAACAGCUUCCGCCUGAUGGGUGUAUGUUCAUGUAUUUUGUAUGAAUCUGCUACUGUUAAAAAUCUGUCCGAUUUGCCAUGCAAAUCACUUGACUGGAUUUUCUAGAUGUUACGAAUUUGGUUCUUGUAGCGCCCCUCCCUGUGUGUGUGGACAUGAAAUAAAGGAGGAUUGUAUUCGCUGUUUGGA